UAUAAAUUGAGAGGUGAGUUCUUGGUGAACUUCAAAGGAAACACUGAAAAGGCACUGUCUCUUUCUUUUUUUUAUUCAGUUCAUAAUAUCUUCCUUUAAUAUAUAUUGAAGAAAGGAGUGCGUGCAUAUUGUAUGGCCGCCAAUUCGAAGAGUACUCAAGGGAUCGCUAGCUUGGGAAAGCGAGUCGUUAAGCAGAUCUGGACCGUUAAUAACUCUUCUCGCUUUGCUGCUGCUGGUGCUUCCACAGCUGCUAGGAGGGCAACACACACAUCUGCAUACGACAAGAACCUUGACGAUCAAGUGCGUCCAAGUGUGGUCCCGGAUGAAGUGAUCCAGCCCCUUUCUGAUAAAUACUGGGCUCCUCACCCGCAAACUGGUGUUUUUGGGCCUGCCACCGAGCCAAACUCGGGGGCAGGCGGAGAGCGUGGCUUCUCUACUUCACCUGCUAAGGCAGGUAACGAUACGGUGUUGGAGGAAAAGGCCUGGUUCCGUCCCACCAGUAUUGAGGACUUGGAGAAACCCCACCACGUUUGAGAGACUCUGUCUAUAUUACAUAUAUAUAUAUAUAUAUAUAUAUAUAUAUAUAUAUAUAAGGCCUAAGUUUGCCCUAGUCUAUAUACAGUAGUGCCAAUAAAUGCUGUGAAAUAUUACCAGCUUGGUGUGAAACUGGGUACAUAACUCAAACUUUCAUGUUUGUUUGCGGUUUUCGCAUGGGUGAUGAUGGGCGGAUGGCUGUGGAUUAUGUAUUCACGAAAUCCUUCUAUAAAAUACUCGAUCUGUUUGUUUGUGA
Molecule: messenger RNA, 790 nt
Organism: Ricinus communis (castor bean)
Lineage: Eukaryota; Viridiplantae; Streptophyta; Magnoliopsida; Malpighiales; Euphorbiaceae
Product: late embryogenesis abundant protein At5g17165
Exons: 2
Coding region: 133-534 (133 amino acids)
Source: RefSeq, a predicted model, not a curated record